UGUUUCCGUCCGGUCGGGCUCGAGUGACACACAGGGCGGAAGUGGAGCCAUUGCUGUGUGUCGUGGCUUUGAGCUGACAGGAUCUUCGCUCGACUCUACUGUAAAACUCACUCAUUGAACAGCACUGAGGAGAGCUCGACCCGUCUGUACACACAUUCUAGAAUUCCCACAGCCUGGAUAUGUCCUUCAUAUUUGACUGGAUUUAUAGUGGAUUUAGUAGUGUUCUACAGUUCCUAGGGCUGUAUAAGAAGUCUGGCAAAUUAGUAUUUCUUGGACUGGACAAUGCUGGCAAGACGACGUUACUUCACAUGCUUAAAGAUGACAGACUGGGUCAGCAUGUGCCAACCUUACACCCCACCUCAGAAGAGCUGACGAUUGCUGGCAUGACCUUCACAACCUUUGACCUGGGUGGUCAUGCUCAGGCUCGACGUGUGUGGAAGAACUACCUCCCCGCCAUCAAUGGCAUCGUCUUCCUUGUUGACUGUGUAGAUCACCUCAGACUGGCUGAAUCUAAAACGGAGCUCGAUGCGCUCAUGACAGAUGAAACCAUUGGAAAUGUGCCUAUCUUGAUACUUGGCAACAAGAUUGACAAACCUGAUGCCAUCAGUGAGGAGAAACUGCGUGAAAUCUUUGGACUGUAUGGUCAGACAACAGGCAAGGGCAACAUCCCCCUCAAAGAACUGAACACGAGACCACUGGAGGUGUUUAUGUGCAGCGUGCUGAAGAGACAGGGCUACGGCGAGGGCUUCCGCUGGCUCUCACAGUACAUCGACUAGAACAACACACACACACACAUGCACACACACACACACACACACACACACACACACACACACACACAGCCUGCCUUCACUCUCAGAAACACACAGAUACUCACCUCCAAUAGACUGUUAUUGGACAUGAGCGUUCGGUUCAGCAACUCUUUUCUCACAUUAGUUCUUAAGAAAAUAACAAACUAGCAGUGAUUCUGCAAAUGUGCUAAAUCCAAAACCAUUCAUCUUUUCAUUUACGUCACUUUUAUUUACGCUGUAAUUUGAUGUUUUUUUCCAUUCAUCUGUUUUCUGUUCUCUCAUAUGAAGCUGCAAAAAACAUGCAGCGACUGUAAAUGAUGCUACAUGUGUACUGGCGAACACAGUGUAACUCUACACAUCACAAUACAUACUUCAAACAGGAAAUGCUUUUGACUUCUCUCCAGUGUUUGUCUUCCUGUCACAUGUGGCCUCAGGCUUUGAGAUCAGUGUCCAUCAGUGUGGUCUGUCUGAACUCCAUAUGUUUUUGUUUCAGCAACUUUGGAAAUUGUACUGCCACAUUAUAAUCUCAUUCCCAAAGCCUCUUUAAAUGGAUACUGAACUGUAGUUUUUUUUUUUUAAUUUGAUAUUGAAUUUAGAAAGUUAUGGCAAUAAACUGCAGGGCAGAGUAAAUGGAAGAAUAUCAUUCUGACCACAAGUGUCUGGUAGUUGUCAGGGUAGGUCAGAGGGGGGCAGUGCGCCUUUCACACAAAUACAUAAUUAUAUUUAACCGCUAACAAAAUACGUAGUAACAAAGUGGAAAAUCUUAUUGAGGCACAAAUACAAUGCUGAUGUUUAAAGCUUUUCUAUUGCUGGUUAACAGAUCUUGCCUUGAUGUUUUUGCAUAGGGUGAGUUGUGGUGUGAGAAAUACUUAUGCAUGGUUAUCAAUGACAUGGACCAUGCGUAAUUUAUAUAAAUGCCAUACAUGGAUUUUUAAAAAAAUCUGUCUUGAAUGGCUCUUAAUUUGAUUAAUGUGGAUUAAAAAACUAUUAUGCAUGCCUUGUUCCAUGGUUAUUGAUUUUUUUUUGUUGAGUUUUUUUAAUACAGAGAGUGCAAAUCAUCCUACGCAGGAUGAAAUGCCACAGUGCAUCUUCAUGCUCCUCUUCUAUUGAGCUCUAAUGGAAUGGCACAUACAUCAAUGCAUUUGAUUUAGUUUUUCUGUCCCUCCAUGUAUCAUCUAUCAUUCCAUGAGCGGUUCCAUUUAUGAGAGAUAACAUUGUUUGCAUCAAAAAUUGUAAUAAAUGUUUGCAAUGAAAACAAACUCAGUCUGUAACCGUUUCUAUAAAUAUUAUUUAUUGAUGUCUCAAGAAUGAUUUAAUUUUGGUUUCUGUUUUUUUUAAUGGCCGUAGCAGCUGUUCGCCAUAUUACUUGUUUAUUGCUGUACACAAUCAGCUUGGGAUGUCACGGUACCUAAAUUUCAGUAGUCCAUACCAUGAUAAAUCAUAUCUGUAAAAAAACUAGAUACAUAAUUGUCUCCUUACGAAUACAUCAGCCCAGCCAAUGUCAGUAAAAAAUAUCCCAAGAAUCUCUUUAUUUUAGAUGCAGUUUGGCUGGCAGCAGAAGGUAAUAGCUGUUUGCCGAUAGAUGGAAGUGAAUGGGACUGGUUAGCUACAAGAUGUAAACAUUAUACUGUACAUGUUAACAUGAUUUUAGUGUAAUAAAAUCUCAUCUGUGUAAAAUUACAUUUGCAAGAUAAAGUAUGUGAACCAUUUGAAAUUACUUGCA
Molecule: messenger RNA, 2514 nt
Organism: Xyrauchen texanus (razorback sucker)
Lineage: Eukaryota; Metazoa; Chordata; Actinopteri; Cypriniformes; Catostomidae
Product: GTP-binding protein SAR1a-like
Exons: 7
Coding region: 180-776 (198 amino acids)
Biological process (GO): vesicle organization; membrane organization; endoplasmic reticulum to Golgi vesicle-mediated transport
Cellular component (GO): COPII vesicle coat; endoplasmic reticulum exit site
Molecular function (GO): GTP binding; GTPase activity
Source: RefSeq, a predicted model, not a curated record